Messenger RNA from Cryptotermes secundus, 1883 nucleotides. Its product is annotated as galactoside 3(4)-L-fucosyltransferase. Gene Ontology annotation, molecular function: alpha-(1->3)-fucosyltransferase activity. Gene Ontology annotation, cellular component: membrane. Bases 335 to 1660 code for a protein of 441 amino acids. NCBI's taxonomy places the organism in Eukaryota, Metazoa, Arthropoda, Insecta, Blattodea, Kalotermitidae. The record is from RefSeq and is a predicted model, not a curated record. The transcript is spliced from 6 exons.
AAUAAGCGGACAACUUCAGUGAGCUUGCAGAUAACUGAGCGUCACGUUGCUAUCACGCGAUCAGAGGCGUCGGUUCAUUUCCCCGAGAAACGUUUAACAUUCAGUCUGUUGGUUACACUCGUACAGUGUUCGUCAGAUUACGAAUUUAUUUCCAUACAUCUGAUAUGCAGUAUCAGCUGAUGUGACGUCGACUGCUAGACAAAUGAAAUCUCUCGAAACAGUCAUUGGAAUUCGUGUUGAGGGGAAGAGGUACGACAAGGGAUGGAUGUAACUCCAGCUUUGUACUCAAUAACUUGUGCAACUGACGAACCUGGAGACCGUUUGUCAUGUCACCAUGAGAAACGAAGCACAUCGCUGGAUACGUCUGAAGACCGGAAGUUGGAAACGAUGGCGGAAAUGUUUCAUGAUGUUUAUGCUUGUGUUGUUUCUGAUGUGUUUGCUGAAGAGUCAGAGUAUCAAUUCUGGAUACUUCUAUUACACAAUGGAUCCGGAGCAGUUCGACUAUGUUACGGUGGACGCAGUUAUGGAGACUGUAUCGCCGAACUGGCGCGGUCUGCGAGAAAAGGAUAUCAAGAGAAUAUCUGCUUUGGGGCGGCGGUUGUUUCUGGAAGAUAUGUCAGGUGUGCCACGGUAUGACAGAAACUUCACUAUACUGGUAUGGAAGCACGGACCUAGCAUCGAGAAACGUCUCGUUAUGCGGUUCGGAACGAAAAUGCUGAAUCCAUUCGAAGACUGUUCGGUGUCCAACUGCCGCCUGACGUACAACAGCGCCGAACUAAACACAGCUGAUGCUGUGCUAUUCCACUUGCACCGCACCCCGAAUCGGGAGUCUCUUCCAGACCCCAAGAGCCCGCGACCCGCCCACCAGCGCUGGGUAUUUCUUACGGACGAGAAUCCUUUCCACACCUUCACGCUGGGCAGUGACGCUACCAAAAUGAAGGACUAUAAUGGGAUCUUCAACUGGUCCAUGACUUACAGGAUGGACUCGGAUAUUCCUGUACCAAGCGGCCGCACGUUGCGACUCACCAUCAUGGAGAAACUCCUGCUAAAGAAGCAAAGACGAGAGGGCAAGAGGAGGGAGAAGAGGAAGCUGGUUGCCAUCAUGGUGUCUAACUGCGCAGGAAAGAACAAGCGCUGGUCUUACGUAAAGGAGCUGAAGAAACACAUACCAGUGGAUGUAUACGGCGCAUGCGGCAACUUGAGGUGUGACGGCCAUUUCGCGAAGGACUGUCCUCGUUUGAACGACUACAAGUUCUACCUUGCAUUUGAGAACGGUGAUUGCCGGGAAUAUAUCACAGAGAAGGCGUGGUGGAACGCGUAUCACAAGGGAGCCGUUCCCGUCAUCAUGGGGGCUUCUCUGGAGGACUGUGUCCGUCUUCUUCCCCCUAAAUCUUACAUCCAUGUCAGGAACUUCUCGUCUCCCGCCAGUCUAGCCCGGUAUCUGCUCUACCUAAACGCGUCUCCUUCGGAAUACAACAACUUCUUUCACUGGAAGAAGAACUUCAAGGUUGUUAACGAACACGGCUACUUCCAGUCACCGGUGUACCACUACUGCAGACUGUGCGAGGCUCUCAAUUAUAAUGAUCCAGCACCAAAAGUGUACAAUAAACUGGAAGACUUCUGGGAUAGCAGCAGGGAUUGUUAUGAACCUGUCAUCUAGGUAUUAAAACCUUCUAGGGUAAGAAAUAUUUCAGAAGUCUCUAAACGUUUUGCGGAUUUUCACACGGACUUGAAGUGAAUUCCAGAAAAUUAUAUUGUAAUUCUUGAUAAUUUCUAUCACAUUUAUGCUUAAGAUGGAUACAGCAUGUUCCUACAGAAACAAACUGGUAACGAUCUUCCAGAUAAUGCAGCGUAAGAUAUCAUAAAUCUAUACUUUUCAUGUA